UUUUUGAACCUUUUAUAUCAUAUUUUACUCUUAUCUUUUCUAUGUUUUGAUACACAAAUAGUUAGCAUUGUGUUACAAUUCUCUACAGUAUUCAGUACAGCAACAUGCUGUACCAGUUUGUAGCCUAGGCGCAAUAGGCUAUACCAGAUAGCCUAAGUGUGUAGUAGGCUACGCCAUUUAGGUUUGUGCAAGUACAUUCUAUGACGUUCGCACAAGGAUGAAAUAGCCUAACACAUUUCUCAGACCACAGCACUAUCGUUGAGUUAUGCAUGACCUUAUUUACUAUAUGGCCGCUUACAGAAAAAGUUUGCCAAUCAUGACCUACUACGACGACAAACCCUAUGUCAAUAAUCAAAAGAAUCCAAGUAAGAACCAGACUACUUCAGUGCUUUAUAAAUGUGCCUGACCCUGGAACGCAUUAUUUCCAAUUCAGGAUUGGUGUUUCCUGACACACACAAGUCAACUCAAAAGGAAGGUUCGCUUUAUUAUUAUGUGCUUAAAAAAAUUUUCUUUACCAUUUAAAAAAUAUUUUUAAGGUGUUUAAGAACUCCUUGGACUUAAAAUAUAUGUGAAAAAAUGUUCACUUGCUGAGUAGCAGAUCACAUAAUACUGAAAAGAUCAUAUGUGAAAAACAGAUCACAUAAUUUUGAAAAAUUAUCUUGCACAUAAUACGUAAAUAUUCAGUCUUCCACCACAACAUACGUACAUUUAUAUUUAUAAUGACAGGCAUUAAUCACAGAAAAUUCUAUUAAGAAAAGGCACUCGCAUAAGCACCUUAACUUCUUGCAGUGGUCCAGGACUCACAGUUUCCCUAGCUUCUACCUUCAGGGAAACUGUAUGCUGCUUCUGGACCUUUAUUAUUUGCACGAUCAUGCCCGUGCUGUUGUUUACGACACAUACUAGCAAUGAGCCAUUCAGCCUAUUUAUUUACUCAGGGCCCAAAAUCUGAACAAUAACAACUGAAAAAAACUUAUUGUAACCCAAGCAAGAUGAAGACUGGAAUCAAAAAAGGCCUUAUCAGACAAGUAAUACACACUGGUUUAAUUAAAUACCCUGGAGUGUGGUGGCCUUAUAAAUAAGGUCUAGCCAACAUUCAUUCGUUCCUAUUCCAAGACCCUGCUUAUCAACGGUGCAAGUAUUUCCACAUAAUUUUCUCUUCCUUUUAUGCUGUAGAACAUACUGCUUGUGGGAAGUGGAGGGAAGGCCCACGGUCCCGACAAUGUUUGGGCAGGGUACCUCGUUCCAGGUGGAUCGCCCACCUUAAUGCUGCAUAAACCUGCUGUGUACCCCAGUCCCGGCCCGACGUCCUCUAGCCCCUCUUCCCAGCACUCAGGACGGCUGAUUUCAGAUGACCAAAGGCCACCCUGUGACAACAGCGUCGGAACCACGGCACUUCCGCCUGCGGCCGGUGGGACUACAAAUCCCAGCAGCCCCGCGCAAGUCUCGUCCCACUACCACCUCCUCCCAUCACGACUCCCAGAACCCUCCGCGAGACGCCAGGGCCUCGAAAUAGAACAAAACCGGCCGGUGGGGGAGGGGGAAGGUGAGGGUCUCGGAGGACGCAGGGGGUUAGAGAGCUCUCUGCAGAUGCCGAAGACCCAAGCCGGCCUGUCGCCUACCUCUCCCAGCCCCACAAUUGCUAGGCGCGGAGACCGCGGCCUGUUCCCCGCGCCUCCCGGGAAACUGAGGAAGGUCCCGGGCAGGCUUCCCCGCCGGCUCCUGCUAAGAGGUCCGCAGACCCUAGCCCGGUGUCCCCCUCCCUCUCAUAAUGUUCCCCGCACACCGGCGCAAACCUCCGGCUCAGGAACCGCAGCAGCUUCGCUGUCCACGGCAGACGCAGAAACGCCGUUCACAAGCCUUUUCCCAGCAGCCCCCGGCGCGGGCUGCUUCCGGUCUGCGGGCCUGAGGAGGCGGGGAGAGAGAUGAGUUCUUCCUGUGUUUCCCAGGCUGCUCUCCAACUCCUGGGCACAAGUGACCCUCCUGCCUUGGCCUCCUAAAUUGCUAGGAUUGCAGGUGUGAGCCACCGUGCCUGGCCUCCAUUCUAUUAUUCUUAAUUAUUUGUAAAAUACUAAAUGGAAACCACAGUAAGGUUUUCCUCACUAAGUUACUCCUUUGAGGGCAGGGGCUACUAACACCUGCUUUGAAACAUCAUCCUUCUGAGGUCCUCUGGGAUUUUUUCCUGAAUGGUGGCCCUUGUUGCCAUCUUAAAGAUCUAAUCAAGAUAAAACAUCAUGUUCCUCUGGACAACCUGAAUGGAGGGAGCAGCUUCAUACCAGGGUCCGACAACCUUGCACAUAUCCACAUAGGCCACAUAGGCAAUGCCUGAACUACAGCUGAUCUGAGUCUUGGCAGAACACCUUGGGAUCCUCCCAGAAGAUGAGUGCAUGAGAGGCUUGUAAGCAGCUACUGCAAGGCCGUUUCCCACUCAGCUCUCUGUCUUCCAAAGAGACUAUCAUGAGGCAGUUUUUAUUGCUUCCUGGGUUCCAAUGAGCCAUUCUGCCUUACCCUUUUAGAGUACAGCUGCAGGUUAUAACAAGGCUUAGCUGCAGCAUGGCAUUAACCCCUCAGCAACAAGGUGUCCACAGUGUAUGCUGUAGUCAUCCAGCCCCUUCUGUUUUGGUGUCAUCAUUUUGGUAUCUGAGACAAAAGCUCAUGGAGAGCUGGCACUUGCUUUUGCUUUCAAUGUCUGUGCAAAUAAUAAUAUGUUUAAAUUCAAAAAGGGUUCGUUACUAGCCAAAUCUUUCAACCUUGCCUUGAUACCAAAUAUCUGAUUCGUUAAUUAAUAGUAAAAUGUACAAAACAACCAGACAGAUACUACCUGGGUACCAGAGAUAUAGAGAUGAAUAAAAUGAAGUCAUGAUCCCGACUUUGUUUUUCCCUUUAAAAGAGAUGAGGUCUCACUCUGUUGCCCAGGCUGGAGUACAGUGGCGUAAUCACAGCUUGCUGCAGCCUCGCACUCCUGGUAGGGAUCCUCCCACCUCAGCCUUCUAAAACGCUAGGAUUACAGUUGUGAGCCACCAUGUCCAGUUUGAUUCCUUCUUUUACAUUACCAUCUUGUUAAGGAAAUAAACAACAACAGAAAAAAACAAGUAUUCACAAGGCAGUGUAGAAGUGCUACAGUAGAGAAGAGCAGAAGGCCUGCAAGGGCUCCUAAAUGAGAUGGUGUGCUGAGAGGGAAGUGAGGCACCCUGAAAUGGAGGAAGUCAGCCAAAAAAGUUUCCAGGCUGGGCAUGAGUGGCCUGCACCUUUGGUCCCAGCUACUCAAGAGACUGAGGUGGGAGGACUGCUUGAACCUGAAGGGUUGAGGAUGCAGUGAGCUCUGAUCGCAUCACUGUACUUAAGCCUUGUGGACAGAGCGAGAUCGUGAUCAAAAAAAAAAAAAGUGUUCACAUUGGAAGGAAAGCAUAGACCUUCAGAUUUGGUGUUAUCAGAUUCCAUCCAAGACUGAUUUUUUUUCCAGGCUUUGGAGCUGUCAGUCCCCUUCAGCUCAAAAGUAUCUCCCUCUGGGCACUUUAAGUACAUUGCUUUAAGAUUCCAUUUUAGCUAGUUAAGUAUACAGUAUGAGGAGUCUUUUCAUUGCAAGUGACUGAAAACCUAAGAGGCAGCAUUGUUAGCUUCCCGCACAAAGCGCUUCCCCUUACUUCUAAUACAUUUCUGAUUUUUUUGGAUGGAGAGGGGGAACAGUGUGCCCAGCUGUAAGCAAUAAAUUGUAAUUGAGCUAAGCUAUCCAUGACCAUUCUGCUUCCCUGUGCCAGAUACUCGCUUUGCCUUGCUGGCGCUGAGGAAUGGGUAUGUGAUUCAUUUCUGGUCCAUGAGAUAUAAGGGGAAAUAGUUUGUAUCUUUGAAGAAAUCUAUCUAAAUUCAUUUAAAUUGUCAGAUUUAUUGGCAUAAAGUUGUUCACAAUUAUUUCCUUAAUAUCUUUAAUGUCAGUUCCUUAAUAUCUUUUUAAUGUUUGUAGCUAUGUCCCCUCUUUCAUUCUUGACAUUGCUAAUUUCUAGUUUCUUUUUUCUUAAUCAAGACUUCAAGUUUUGCUCGAGGCUUAUCAAUUUUAUUAAUUUUUCAAAGAAUCAACUUUUGGCUUUGUUUAUUUGUUUCAUUAUUUGUUCUCUAUUUAUGGAGUUCCUCCCCUUUUAAUAAAAUUAACAGACAGCAAAAUAUGGCACUUUUGGGGGGGCAGAUAUUUCUGAGUUUUAGAUUUGUGAAACGACCACCAAAAUCAUGAUACACAAUAGUUCCAUCAUUCUAUAAAACUCCAUCAGGUUGUACUCACGCCUUCGCCACAUCCCAAUUCAUGGCAACCACAGAUUUGUCAUCUGUCACAAUAGUAUUGACUUGUCCAGAAUGUAAUAAAAAUGGAAUCAUAAA
Molecule: messenger RNA, 4365 nt
Organism: Pongo pygmaeus (Bornean orangutan)
Lineage: Eukaryota; Metazoa; Chordata; Mammalia; Primates; Hominidae
Exons: 2
Coding region: 1264-1926 (220 amino acids)
Source: RefSeq, a predicted model, not a curated record